Gigantopelta aegis is the source of this 480-nucleotide messenger RNA. Its product is annotated as coiled-coil domain-containing protein 1-like. The coding region runs from base 1 to 480 and encodes 159 amino acids. The record is from RefSeq and is a predicted model, not a curated record. NCBI's taxonomy places the organism in Eukaryota, Metazoa, Mollusca, Gastropoda, Neomphalida, Peltospiridae. The transcript is spliced from 2 exons.
AUGAAGACGACGAUAAUGAUGAUGAUCAUGAUACCUAUUACGAAUGAUUAUGUCUAUGAUGAUGAUGUCCAUACCUAUUAUGAUGAUUCUGAUGACGACCAUGACUGUUAUGAUGAUUCUGAUAAUGACGAAGCCUAUAAUGAUGAUUACGAUGAUGACGAUGACUAUUAUGAUGAUUCCGAUGAUGGCGAUGACUAUUAUGAUGAUUCCGAUGAUGACGAUGACUAUUAUGAUGAUUCUGAUAAUGACGAAGCCUAUUAUGAUGAUUCUCAUUAUUACCAUGACUAUUAUGAUGAUGACGAUGAUGACGAAGCAUAUUAUGAUGAUUUUGAUAAUGGCGAUGCCUAUUAUGAUGAUUCUGAUGAUGACGAUGAUUAUUAUGAUGACGAUGAUGUUAGUAUCGUCUAUGGCUUUCUGAAUAGCUUGGAUACCUUCGUCAAUGGGGAUAUUGGGGUAGAGGCUGAUGACAUCAAGGGCUAA